Messenger RNA from Medicago truncatula (barrel medic), 2496 nucleotides. RefSeq lists its product as uncharacterized. The transcript has 5 exons. NCBI's taxonomy places the organism in Eukaryota, Viridiplantae, Streptophyta, Magnoliopsida, Fabales, Fabaceae. Bases 1 to 2496 code for a protein of 831 amino acids. The record is from RefSeq and is a predicted model, not a curated record.
AUGACUUACGGAGCAUUACUGCCUUCCUUGCUCGCGCAAAACCUGGUUCACACACUACCACCCCCUCGCAUUCCAGAUCCUCUCCCACGCUGGUACCGUCCUGAACUUCAUUGUGUUUAUCAUCAAGGGGCAGCAGGUCACGAUGUGGAACGUUGUUAUGCCCUCAAGAAAGAGGUCCAAAAACUGCUCAAUAGCAAAGAGUUAACUUUCGCCGACCCUGAUCAUGUUGCCCAGAACAAUCCUCUGCCUCCCCAUGGGCCUGUUGUUAAUAUGAUUCAAGAUUGUCAGGAAGAUGCUUGCAUUCUCUACGCAUGUGACAUCAAGACCCCUUUGGUACCGAUACAUGUGAAAAUGUGUGAAGUAGCUCUCUUCAGUCAUGAUCACGAGGCUUGUGAGGUGUGUUCGGUGGAUCCUCGUGGUUGCAUGCAAGUCCAAAAUGAUGUGCAAGGUCUCCUAGAUAAAAAGGAACUUGUGGUUACAAAGGAAAUCAAGAGCAAAAGUGUUUGUGUUGUCACCCCAAUAUUCAGAGCUAGGAGGCCGCUUGUGAUAAACCCUAACAGUGCAAAGCCCGCUGGCACUCCUCUGGUAAUCUGUGUCCCAAGGCCUGUACCUCAUUCCUCUCAGAAAGCCGUAUCUUACAAAUAUGAAGGCACAAUUCUUGAACCCGGAACUGAAACGACCUCACCAUCUGUUGUGGACAAUAUUGCCGAGAGUAGUCAGAUUUUGAGAAGCGGCCGCGUUCUUCCUGCUGUGGUUCAGAAAAGCACUAAUAUUUCGGUCGAAGAAGCAGUAAAGGAGCGGAACACUGGUAAAGGUAGAGUUGGAGAGCAUCCCAAAGAGAUUGACUAUGAGGAUGCUGAUAAAAUCUUAAAGCUGAUCAAGAGGAGCGAGUACAGGGUUGUGGACCAAUUGUUACAAACCCCUGCAAAGAUUUCCAUUAUGUCUCUGUUAUCAAGCUCUGGUGCUCAUCGAGAUGCCCUGAAGAAAGUACUGGACCAGGCUUUUGUGGAUUAUGAUGUGACUUUGGGCCAGUUUGAAAGUAUUAUGGGGAAUGUGACCGCAUGUAACAGUCUGAGUUUCAGUGAUGAAGACCUCCCAGCGGAGGGGAAGAAGCACAAUCAGGCGUUACUCAUCUCUGUACUUUGCAGAACAGACUCUUUAUCCAAUGUUCUAAUAGACACCGGCUCUGCUCUUAAUGUAAUGCCCAAAUCAACCCUUGACCAAUUGACAUAUUCUGAGGCUCUCUUGAGGCCCAGUAAGGUGACGGUGAGGGCAUUUGAUGGGACCAGAAGAUCAGUAUAUGGUGAGAUAGAUUUGCCCAUCUCAGUAGGCCCACAUGAGUUUCAGGUUACUUUUCAAGUCAUGGAGAUUCAGGCUUCUUUCAGUUGUUUGCUUGGCAGACCAUGGAUUCAUGACGCUGGGGCAGUGACAUCCACUCUCCACCAGAAGCUAAAAUUUGUAAGCCAUGGAAAGCUCAUCGCUGUGAGUGGCGAGUCAGCCUUUUUGAUCAGCAAUUUGUCUGCUUUCUCUGUUAUUGGUGGUAGUAGUUCAGAUGGGUCAUCAUUCCAAGGUUUCUCUGCUGAAGGAAGUGUAGUGGAGUUACCAGAGAACAAGCGCAAGGAAGGGAUUGGUUUUCUUAACAGUAGGUCUGGGAUGUUUGACCCUACCGAAGGCUCUUUCCGCAGUGCUGGAUUCAUCCACGAUUCGCCAGAGAUCAAUGCAAUUACCGAUGAUGCGCCUGGAGGAGUGGCACCUGUCUUUGUAACACCUGGAGGAGCAUGCUGCAACUGGAUUGCUGUGGACAUUCCUUCUGUGAUACCCCGAUCUAAACUGAACAUAAGCGAGCCCGUUGAACACAGUAACCCCAUGCUUCCUCCCAACUUUGAGGUUCCGGUUUACGAGGCUAUAGUAGAGGAGGAUGACGAGAUUCCUGAUGAGAUCAGAUGGAUGUUGGAACAAGAAAGAAAGACAAUUCAACCUCAUCAAGAAGAGAUAGAAAUCAUCAAUCUGGGUACUGAGGAAGAUAAAAAAGAGAUCAAGAUUGGGGCAUUGUUAGAGGUAUCUGUCAAGAAGAGGAUAAUUGAGCUUCUCAGAGAGUAUAAUGAAAUAUUUGCAUGGUCAUACAAGGACAUGCCGGGUCUAGAUCCUGAUGUUGUGGAACACAGACUGCCUUUGAAGUCUGAGUGUCCUCCAAUUGAUGCAGGUUUCCUAGUCACAUCAGAGUAUCCUCAAUGGUUGGCCAACAUAGUGUCUGUUCCAAAGAAAGAUGGCAAAGUCAGAAUGUGUGUUGAUUAUCGGGACUUGAACAAGGCUAGUCCGAAGGAUAAUUUCCCUUUACCUCACAUUGAUGUAUUGGUUGAUAACACUGCUAAGUGCAAGGUUUUCUCCUUCAUGGACGGUUUCUCCGGCUACAAUCAGAUCAGGAUGGCUCCUGAGGAUAGAGAAAAGACGUCUUUCAUCACGCCCUGGGGUGCUUUCUGCUAUGUGAUGAUAUGA